GGGGUCACAGACGAUCCUAAACUCUGAAACGGGUCGUCUCGCUCUAUUCUGGAUUAUUUUCGUUCCUCCUCUUUUCUUCCCGUGUCGCUGAUUUCCCUCGAGGAGAUGUUUGGACGAAUCCCCAGAGAACCAAGUGUGUGUAGACCUCCACGUGUUCACCCACUCUGCCAGAGUCACAUGGAGCAGUAGAGGGACACACGGGCCGAGCGGGCCGACUCUCCUCAUUAACUAAUGAGCAGCGCGCACACACACACACACACACACACACGCACGCACACACACGCAGACCGAUUAUCUCAUGGUGUAACAGAGCGUCCUGGCCUCGCUCUGCUGCACUCACACAGCUGUACUCUCUCUCUCUCUCUCUCUCUCUCUUCAUUCAUGAAGUCAAACUAUUUUGGUCGUUGACUCUUCUCAUUCGCUCAGCAUGGAGGCGGUGGCUCUCUUCUCCUUCACCGCAUCAGAGGCGGACGAGAUCAGUUUCCAGAAAGGGGACAUCAUCAAGGUAAGAGUGUGUGUGUGUGUGUGAGUGUGUAAAUGCACUGUUGACUGUAACCUGUCCAGAGUCACGGUGUGUUCACGUUGUGUGUUGCCGUUGUGUGUUUUAGGUGACGGAGAUGGAAGAUGAUUCUUGUUGGUUCACCGCAGAGAUCCAGGGGAAGCGGGGCUACGUUCCAGAGAACUACAUUUCCCUCCUUCCUUAUCCGUAAAAAAACUCGCCUUAUUCCACUUCUAGUUCUGGAAACUUCUCUAAGAUAGGAAACUAUUGUUUGACACUUGUGGUCCUCAAAGUCUUGGGUUUGUGGUCCUUUCAGGCACAAAUCUGAGCCUGACUGAGUCUGUUAGAAGAGAGACGGUUUAUUCGGACUUUCAGAACCACAGACGCUUCAAACGGUCUUAAUUUAGUGCUGCAGCUGCUGAUCCUGGUUUAUUUUUAAACUACAGCAAAGAUGAUGAAGAUGUUCUUUGUUCCUCUGAAUCCAUUUUUAGCUCCAGAUCCAAACUGACCUGAUUUUGGGUGUUUUUUUGUUUUUGUUUUUUUUUUUUUUAAAGGUGGUUUGCUGGACGGCUUUCGAGACUCAACGCUGAGAAGCGUCUUCGCUGGCAGGACCCCGGCGUGUUCCUGGUGAGGGAGAGCGAAUCAGCUCCUGGAGAGUUCUCCAUCUCUGUCAGGUCAGUGGACGCACGGAUCAAACGUAGACAAACUUACACAGACCCACGCUGCAGCAGACUGACGCACCACUGAUCAACUCUGUUAAACAGCUCAUAUUCAGGCGUACACUCCAUACUGUUGUCUACUUUAACGCCGUCAGGAAACGGCACAGGCAGCAUCUAAAUCCUGUAUUAUGAGUUUUAUUUAGAUUCUUGUUUUGCAUAAGAUUGAGCACAUUUGCAUGUCAGAGCGUCCACGUGUCUCUGAAUGUGUGUGUCAGGUUAUUUAAAUACGCUCAUCAAGAACCCAUCACACUAAAAAUACAGUGUGUGUGUGUGUGUGUGUGUGUGUGUGUGUGUGUGUGUGUGUGUGUGUGUGUGUGUGUGUGUGUGUGUGUGUGUGUGUGUGUGUGUGUGUGUGUGUGUGUGUGUGUGUGUGUGUGUAGGGGUUUAAUUAGGUCACCAAAAGUGACGUGGGACUCAUUUAAUCAUUGAGGGUACAUUCAAUAAUCAGGGCGUUACAUAACAGCACUCAGUCUUUAAUUAAACGCAGGUACAUUAUGCAAUUGACACAUAACACAUCCAUAUUUGUAUAUACUGUGUGCGUGUGUGUGUGUCUGUGUGUGUGUGUGUUUAAAGGCUCCACAUCUGUCUGCUUUCGAGAGCUCAGAGAUGUCUUAGACUCCACAGACUCAGACAGACAGAGGUGAUGUUGAAGAAGAAGACGUUUAUGGGUUUAAAGCUCAGCAGAGUCUCUCAGCUGGUUUAGAUGAACUCGUGGAAAACAGGAAGUACUUUGUUAAUCUUCAGCUGUAUUUUAACGGCGCUCUCUACACUCGUCCUCAAAGUUCUGGAGGUCAGGAGAAGCCUCGAACUCUGAGGUCCACUUUAUCUCUGAGUUUCGUUCUGGUCUGUAGACUCUGUGCCCUCUGAUGGAGAAUCUGCGAACACUCCUGAAACGACCUUUUUUAACCUCUCUGGUUUUAAAGGUUUUGUGGUUUUAAGAGAACACAGAAAUCUCCUAUAUAUUAUCACCUUUAUCAUGUCUGUGUUAAAUAAAACCUUUAAAAAGCGUUUUAAAACGCAUGAUUACAUCAAACCUCUGACCAACGACUGAGCGUGAACAAACGACAAUCCUGAUGUCUUAUUUCUAAUUAAAGUUAUAGUCUGUUACAAACGGCAGGUCAGACGGAGGCUGAAAUAAAGAUAUUUAUAAACAGGAGGCCGCUUCUGCUCUGAAAACCAGAGUAAAGAUGUUAAAGAUGGAAUCUAAAAUAAAUACACAAUACUCGCUUUUUAACCCAAACUGCUGUUUACUCAUUAAAACUGCGCUUCACUCUGUCCCUCUGCUUUACUAACACACACCUGAUCCUCCUCCUGAUCCUCAGAUGUCUUUCUGAGCGCCUGUUGACGUGACGGAUAAUGAGCCAAACUUCUACGAAAGGGGAUUAGAGCCGCAUGAAGAGAAAAAAAUAAUUACAGGGAGGAGAUUAGAGUCCAAAUCUCAAGAUUAAGAUCGAAAUUAUGAGAUUAAAAAAUUAAAAUUAUGUCAAAAAAUUUGAAUUUAUGAUAUUAAAAAAUCAAAAUUAAAUUGAUAAAGUCAAAAUUCCAAGAAUAAUAAUUGAAAUCUUGAGACUUAAGUCGAAAAUUUGAGAUAAAAAAAUCAAAACUAUGUUGAUAAAGUCAAAACUCUGAGAUUAAAAAUUGAAAUCUUGAGAUUUUAAUCGAAAUUUUGAGAUUAAAAAAUUAAAAUUUAGGGAUGAAAAGAAAGUUAAGUUUUGAGAUUAAAGUCGACAUGAAUUUAAGUCAAAAUUUCAACCUCAAAAUGGAAAUUAAAAAAUGAUUUCCCUCUCUCCUUGUGGCCGUGAUCCUCUUUGGUAAACUUCUCAUAGGCGAGCUGGUUCAGUGGAUAACUUCAUAAAAUGAGCUGCUGGUGAAUAUUGUAGAGAUAUAGAGCGUAGUGUAAUAUUGAACCUCAGAUUAAUUAAAUACAGGGACUAUUUUUAAUCAAUAACACAAAGUUUGCUCCUCUUAAAGAUUCUCGCCCCUUCCUUUUUUUUCAUUGACCGUAGAAAAGUCAAAGAUGACCGAAGUUUGAUGACGUCUCCAAAAACAACAUCUCCACUGACAGCAACAUGUUUGUUCACGUGACGUUGAAAUAGGACAGCGCAUGAGAUAAAAGAGAUAUUUUAGGAAACACACCUCUGAGCCGUUCAGACUCUGUAAUUAACCUCGUUUAGUGACUUUGGAGAACGAAACCGGAGAAACAAGAAGGACAAAAGAAAACUGAAAGAAUCAGGAAUCAAACUCACGACUCUUGUUAUUAAAAACAAACGAGAAUAUAAACUAGAGCACUGAAUUAUAAAAACAAGAACAUAAACCAGAGCGCUGAAUAAUCCGGACAUCUCUCAGCAAACAAACAGAGAGGGAAUCAUGAGCAGAGUCGUCCUCGUGUUCGAGUUAUUAAACCAUUAUCCUCAGGCGUGUUAGGGAGGGACAAACCAGCUCCUUAUUAUUAUUAGAAUUACCAUUAUAAUUAUUAUUAUUAUUAUUACCACGUGCCUGUUUGUUCUGAAAUGUAAAUGAAUUAUUUUCAGGCUCUAAAUGACAGAAACAAUAGAAGCAAAGUUACUCCCUACAAAAUGAUCCAGCGGAAAACAAUGAGACAAAACAUCAUGGAUCAUUCAAAGGGGCCGUGCACACACACACACACACACACACACACACACACACACACACACACACACACACACACACACACACACACACACACACACACACACACACACACACACACACACCUGAAGCUCAUCACACACACACACACACAUGAAGCUCAUCACCCAGCAGGAGGCAGCUGUCAUGUUGUCCCUUCCUUUGUGUAAGACAAACCACCGUCAGUCUAAACGAGUAUUGGAAUUAUCGUUUUCUGGAUGGAUCAAUAUGCAGAUUGUCCUUUUUUUGAAAACACAGAGAAGCAGCAGGUCCAGUCGUCUGAGACCCUCGGAGCAGUUUUAGAAAAUCAUUAAAAACACAACGGUCCGUUUAUCGGUGAGGUCUGCUGACUGAGUCACUGACACAAACAUCUUACUCACCUCUGAACUACUGAGGAACCGCUCAGACCACAUUAAUGUGUGUUUAUUCACGUGUGUGUGUGUUUGUGUGUGUGUGUGUGUGUGUGUGUGUGUGUGCAUGUGUGUGUGUUUGUUGACACUGAAGCACAGGAACCUGUCAGAUGGUUUAGGAGAAACACCCACCUUCACCUUCAGUUCCUACACCAACAGAGAGUCUGCAGACAUUCCUGAAAAGAAAAACAAGCUCCAUCUCGGUCACGGACACACACACACACAGACACACACACACACAUACACACACACACACACACACACACACACACACACACACACACACACACACCUGAAGCUCAUCACACACACACACACACACACACACACACACCUGAAGCUCAUCACACACACACACACACACACACACCUGAAGCUCAUCACACACACACACACACUUGAAGCUCAUCACACAGCAGGAGGCAGCUGUCAUGUUGUCCCUUCCUUUGUGUAAGACAAACCAUCGUCAGUCUAUACGAGUAUUGGAAUUAUCGUUUUCUGGAUGGAUCAAUAUGCAGAUCGUCCUUUUUUUGAAAACACAGAGAAGCAGCAGGUCCAGUCGUCUGAGACCCUCGGAGCAGUUUUAGAAAAUCAUUAAAAACAGGACGGUCCAUUUAUCGGUGAGGUCUGCUGACUGAGUCACUGACACAAACAUCUUACUCACCUCUGAACUACCGAGGAACCGCUCAGAACACAUUAAUGUGUGUUUAUUCACGUGUGUAUGUGUGUGCGUGUGUGUGUGUUUGUUGACACUGAAGCACAGGAACCUGUCAGAUGGUUUAGGAGAAACACCCACCUUCACCUUCAGUUCCUACACCAACAGAAAGUCUGCAGACAUUCCUGAAAAGAAAAACAAGCUCCAUCUCGGUCACGGACACACACACACACAGACACACACACACACAGACACACACACACAGACACAGACACACAGACAGACACACAGGUGUUGGGUUUUUACGCCGCUCCAUCUUCUCACUGCAAAAAAAGUGGGGUCUAAAAACAAGAUAAAAACACUAAAUCUGAGGGAAACGGUUCUAAAAACAAGUGAAAUUAUCUGUCUGUGCAGCAGGAUCAUUCCACUUAACAAGAUUUCUUAAAUUAAAAUCGUUAAAUCUAGAAAUGAGCAUGUCUGCAAAUGUAUUUGAAAGGUUUAAAGUAGGACAAAAAUUCUGGUUUUAAGAUCAGAUUACCUAAAAUUCAACUUUUACAGCCCCCAAAAUAAGUUAAAUUUUCUAAAUAUAAGAAUAAGGUAAGAAGAAAAUGCUGGUUUUAAGAUCCAUCCACUUUCUAUAUCUCUUAUCCCUUUCGGGGUCACUGGUGAGCUGGAGCCAAUCCCAGCUGUCAUCGGGCGAGAGCUGAGGUACACCCUGGAUUGGUCGCCAGUCAAUUGCAGGGUCACAUAGAGAGACAGACAACCAAUUAUGCUCACACUCAUACCUGAGGACAAGUUAGAGUCACCAAUGAACCUCAUGAGCAGGUUUUUAGUCUGUGGGAGGAAACCUGAGUGGCAUGAUCCGGGGAUCGAAUCAGUGACCUUCUAACUGGGAGGCACAUGCGCUCUCCGCUGCACCACCGUGCUGCCUUUGUUUUGAGAUGAGAUAACUUCAAUCAAUUCAACUUUUUUACAGCCUCAAAAUAAGUGAUUUACACUAAAUAUGAGCAAUUACAUAUUUUGUUUUCUUACUUUUAACAAAUGAAGCUGAAGAUUAGUUCAACAAAACAUAGAAAUGUAGAGAAAAAUACAGAGUAUUAGUGAAGAAUGAUGAAACUGUCUUAAUCCAAGCAGGCUGAUCUUAAAACAAGGCUUAUCUAAUCUUAAAACUAAAUCUUAAAACCUAAUGCCUGUCCUCAUCUUUAGGACAUACAUCCUAAUAUGUACGGGAGUGUUGUGUAUUAUGUAUCAGGUGACUGAGUUUGUCUGUUUCCAGUUUUGUUUUUCCCUGUGAUAGUUUUACAAACAUGCUUAAAAUCAGAAAAAUAAACUCUUUUUCUAGAUAUUUUUUGUGUGACUCUUGAAUCAAGCAACUUGAGUUUGUUCCUUAAUCUCAAAACAAGAUUCCUUUUGAUGAGACUUUAACUUAUUUUAACAGUUAUUUUCCUCAUUUUAAGAUUUUCUACCUAUUUGAGACAAAAAAAAGAUAAGGUUGUGCUUCAUGUAAGAUUAAAGUGUAAAGUUAAACACUUAUAAUAAGAAAUUAAGUCUGAAAUCAGGAGAAAUUAUCAAACACUUUUAAAUCUAAGUUUUUUUUGUCUUGGUAAUAACCUGAUAAUUUGCCGUGCUCUCCCCUCUGACCUUCUACAGCUAUGGAGACAGGGUGGAGCAUUUCCGGGUGCUGGAGGGGGGUGGUCAGUACAGCAUCUGGGACGAGUCUUUCUGCUCCCUGAACCGUCUGGUGGAUUUCUACAGGACACACAGCAUCGCUGUGGAGAAGGUGGUCCUCCUCAGGGACCCCUCUUUGUCCCCUCACCUGCUGUCUCACUCUGGACGUAACCCGUACCCUAACCCGUACAAAAGCAGCUCUCAGGAGUCGCUCCUGUCGACCCGCCUCUUCGCUCACCCCCCUCACCCAGAGAGAGAGUGUCUGCUGGAACCCGUCGUGGCGGUACGGUGAAUCACUCGUCUUUAAACAGCACGCCUGUUUUCAUGAUGGAUGCCGCGCUCUAAUCUGCUCUCUUUGUGUCUGUAGAAACCUCGUCUAGCCCACGCCCUCUGCGACUACACCCCCCCUCAUACUGCCCACCUUCACUUCCUGCGCGGUGACAUCAUCGACCUGCUGGACUGCUCGAGUCACCUGUCCUGGAGGGGGCGCUGCAGAGGCCGAGUAGGAAUCUUCCCGCCUGAAUUUGUCCAGCCGCUGUACCACUGACUGACGCCAUAUCAGACUGACGUACCGUGGCCGUAUCACGCCAUCAGACUGUAGUGACCUUCCUCUUUUACCCGUGACUGAACUAGAGAUGAAACUGCGGGUCCACCGACUCCAAUUAGCAUCCCGAACUAAGACCUGUACCUCCGAAUCCAGCUCAGAAACGCUGCUUUGAUACAGAUUUAUAUCCCAGGGGCGCAAAAACGUCAGAACGAGUUUGAACAUUUACAAAAACCCUGACGCAGAUUUGAGGAUCAGACAGUUUCAUUUAGUCUUAAGGGGCGUUCACACCGAGUAAAAUCAUUCACAUGAAGGAAUUAUACUGUGUUCCAGUUACCUCGGAAGUCGGAUGUCGGAGCAGGGAAUGAUAUUACACCAGAGUUGACAGCGUUCCAGUUAACAAGUUAGAAAACCAAGAUGGACCGGACCCGUUGUUAGCUGUUGUUUACAAUUGUCAGCUGUCAUUAGCCGUUGUCAGUUGUUGUCAGCUGUUGUUCGCGAUACCAGUUGUAAAUAACACAGUAUUUUACUCGUACAAACACCAUAGCCCCGUGUUCACAGUGAGACGUUGGGUAGUACGACAUAUAUCACUUAUUUAAUUUUACUAAAACAAAACAGAAGUGAUUAUAAAUAAACAACUCAGAGCUCGGAAAUUCCAACUUCCGAGUACAACUGGAAUGUAGCAUUACAUCUUAAGUCAAUGUAAAGACGCGAUGAGAUGCUCUUACUACUCUAGCGGCACAAAUGAUGCAAAUUGGGCGAGUCAUUCACACGAAUUCGCUAGAGUUGAAAAUGUCUCAACUCUAGCGACAUUUGCGCGAAUGAAGCGAGUCAAUGAUUUUAUUCACUCUUGGUGUGAACGCCUCAUUAAAUGACCAGAAGGAGCAGUAAAAUCAGAGUAAUCCCUUCAAACAAAAGCACUUAUGUCAGUCUCCUCCCACUGUAAGGGCCUGUGUCCACCAAAUUACUGUCAGCCCACGUCCUCAAGAGAGUUUCAGAACAUUUUCACACGUGCUAGUUGUUGUUAGGUUGUUUCCAGGUACUUUUGCUUCCCUCGGGACAGACCAUGAAGUUUGUCUUAAAUGUUCUGAAUGGGACUGAAGACCACCAUUUUAAGGGCCUGUGUCCACUAACUGCUUUUUGUCCCAGUAGGGUGUGUGUGUUAGUUUGAUGGAAAUAAUUCAGUGGAGAUCAGAGCAGCAGGUCCAGGCCUGAGAACUGUCCCAAACCAAGUGAGGUUUGUUUCCUCUCUCUUUAGACCUCCACCAGAGGUCCGGCCCCCUUCUGAGUUUUUAAUAUGGCGUACAAAUGACAUGAAGUGGAGGUGUGCAGACCACCAUAAACAUAAACAAUAGGGCUUUGAACACCCGUGUCAUUUACUGAAGGUCCUGAGCAGAACCUCCUGAUUAAUGCUGUACCUUUGCCUUCCUUUCCUUCCUUAUUUUUGUCGUUAUCAGUAAAUCUGCGUAGACGUUUGACUGUCAGUCAGGAAGGUGAGAGAUGGAGCCUCAUUUUAGGGUUAUUAAUAUUAAUCCUUUUUGCUGCACAGUCUUGCUUUUGUGACCAGAAAUGAUAAAAUUCAUUAAAAGUGAAUUUGAACUUUG
Molecule: messenger RNA, 8748 nt
Organism: Xyrichtys novacula (pearly razorfish)
Lineage: Eukaryota; Metazoa; Chordata; Actinopteri; Labriformes; Labridae
Source: the annotation of a GenBank genome assembly